Molecule: messenger RNA, 162 nt
Organism: Acytostelium subglobosum LB1
Lineage: Eukaryota; Evosea; Eumycetozoa; Acytosteliales; Acytosteliaceae
Exons: 1
Biological process (GO): electron transport chain
Cellular component (GO): mitochondrion
Source: RefSeq, a predicted model, not a curated record
AUGGUUCACGGAAAUAUUAAUGAAUGGAGGAGUUCCCCAAUCUUCAAGCCAAAGUUCCACAAUGUCCUUCCAGGCUUCAAGCAGGCUGUCGGUCUGUUUGCUGUUUACUGUGUAGCAGAGUUUAUCUUUGACUCGGUCAAGCCAAAGGAUAACACUCAUCAU